Molecule: messenger RNA, 1901 nt
Organism: Syngnathus typhle (broad-nosed pipefish)
Lineage: Eukaryota; Metazoa; Chordata; Actinopteri; Syngnathiformes; Syngnathidae
Product: sodium channel subunit beta-1-like
Exons: 6
Coding region: 970-1635 (221 amino acids)
Biological process (GO): cardiac muscle cell action potential involved in contraction; regulation of heart rate by cardiac conduction; sodium ion transport
Cellular component (GO): voltage-gated sodium channel complex
Molecular function (GO): sodium channel regulator activity
Source: RefSeq, a predicted model, not a curated record
GCUGGCGCAGCAAAAACACAGUACACGGAGCACAGGAAGCAUCCUUAAUUAUAUUUCCUGGAUUCGGUAGCGCUUUUGCAGGUUGGUCUGCGAUGCAAGCGCGACCAAACGUUUUUUUUUUUUUUAUCACAGAAGGAGUUAUUAGAUAAAAUUCCUCGUUUUCCACAAGCCGCUGCCAUUGUGCGGGAGAGGACCAGAUUUUCUUGCGAAGGAGGCCUCUAAUUUGACCACAGUAGGCGAUCAAAUUUAGAAUAAAUAUUUGUAGAUGAUCAUUUGGGGUCGUUUACCGCUGGUUCUUGUGAUUUGAUUAUUAAUUGGCUUGCACAUUAAUAUCAUACGUGCUUGUAGCAAAUUGUACGUUUAAUGUAGACUCACUCAUAUUACGCACGUUACAAAACCCGAUUUAUGUAUAACGUGUUAUUCGAAACCAUUAGAGAUAAUUGCAUGUAUUUCCAAACAGGUGAAACGAUGUCUCUGUGCAUCCCAUUUUAAAAUCCUCAGGGUAAAGAUAAUCAAAUGCGAAGGGGAACACGUUCUGUGAGUGCUCACAUAAAUUGCUUUAUUAUUAUUUUAAAUAAAAACAAAAGGAACCCAUCAAUUACAUUUUUACAUGAAUACACAGUCAAAAUCGUCCACUAGCAAUCAUUUCUGGUAUUGAAUGAUAUCAUCCACUAGGAACUGUUGAUUUGAGCCAAAGAAGAAAACCUGUAUUAGGUAUUAGAAGGACAUUUUAGGGUCUUACAAAGGCCUGUUUUGCACAUUACAAAGCAUCCGUAGCUACUUCUUGAUUUAUUUAUGAUCCUAGGCUGCGCUUUGUUGACCGAUACCUUUUAAAAUCUGCAGCACUCCUACGACUAAGCAUUAUCACUAUUGAUUAAUAACUCCCAAAAGAUCAAAUAAAACCAAAACUAAGUACUUUUCUAACUUUCGGGGCCACCCCAUUGCAAAACAAACCUCCAGUCCAGUGACAUGACUGCAAUUCACAUUCUGCUCCUUCUCCUCUCCUGCACAUUGCUUGUGCGCCAGUGCGAUGGGGCGUGUGCGGAGGUCGACUCGGACACUGAGGCGGUGGCGGGCAAAGGCUUCAAGCUAGGCUGCAUCUCCUGUAAGAUGAGGAGUGAAGUCAAAGCUACCGCCACUGUUGAAUGGUACUUCAAGCCCAGAGGAGAGGUCGACUUUGUGCAGAUCUACACCUACAAUGAAAUGGGCCCCAUGAUCGAGAAUGAAAUCUUCAUGGAUCGUCUGGAUUGGAACGGGAGCAAGAGGAGCACCGACAUCCAAGACGCGUCCAUAUAUAUUCUCAACGUCACCUUCAACGACACGGGGACGUACCGCUGCUUCUUCAACCGCAUCCUCACCUACGACAACUAUGAGAACACCACCGUUAUCAGCAAAGUGGUCCGCCUUAAUGUGGUGGCGAAAGCCACCAGAGGUACAGCUUCCAUCGUGUCUGAAGUCAUGAUGUACGUGACCAUCAUCGGCCUGCAAGUGUGGCUCCUCAUCGAGAUGAUCUACUGCUACAGGAAAAUAUCAGCGGCCGGGGAAGAAGCGUUAAGAGAAGCCGCGAAUGCUGAAUAUUUAGCCAUAGCCUCAGAAAGUAAAGACAACUGUGCAGAUGUGCAGGUUGGAGAAUAGCAAAGGCUGCCCCUUUUUGAUGAUGUCAUCGCUCCUGAACGCCCCCGCUAACUGCAUGAAAGCAAUUUGGAGUAGGGGAACAGAUUGCAUCCUCAUCUCCAGUUCAUUAUGCAUUCAUUAGCAUACACUGUAGUCACCGUACAAAUAUUAUGUUGACAUUCUGUAUAUUUAUAUGACAUGCGUAACACUGCCUGUAAGACUGUUGAGGUUGAAGAAAGCUUUUUACUAAUUCACCACCUCCUAAUGUCUGAAAUAAACAAAAAUAA